CUGGCUAAAGGCUAACUACCCAAACACAACACCAUCUCUCUCUCUCUGAAGCUUGAAAAAAAGAGAAAUCAUGAAAUUUCAAACCCUAAUUCUUCUCACACUUCUUCUAGUAGCCUAUGCGUCUGCAAGGAAACUAUCAACGCCACCGGUUGGUGGUUAUAGCCCCAUCGAAGACAUCAACGAUCCUCACGUCAUCGAAAUCGCUAAUUUCGCCGUCACUCAGUACGACAAGCAAAGUGGUGCCAAAUUGAAAUUCAACAAAGUCAUCAAAGGUGAAUCUCAGGUUGUUGCAGGGACUAACUACCACCUCACUCUCUCCGCCGGCGAAGGUUCGGUUUCGAAGAUCUAUGAAGCUGUUGUGUAUGAGAAGUUAUGGCUUCACUUCCGAAACCUCACUUCCUUUGAACCCGUUCAUGCUUAAAUCAUCAAAAACUUAUAGCAUAAUUCCGCUAUACUAUACUGUAAUGUAUUAUUAUUUUGAUUAUUUAUAUAAAUAAAAGUUUAUGUCUUGAAAUCAUCAAAAA
This is a messenger RNA of Lathyrus oleraceus (garden pea), 524 nucleotides long. RefSeq names its product cysteine proteinase inhibitor 5. The record is from RefSeq and is a predicted model, not a curated record. The transcript has a single exon. NCBI's taxonomy places the organism in Eukaryota, Viridiplantae, Streptophyta, Magnoliopsida, Fabales, Fabaceae. Bases 71 to 421 code for a protein of 116 amino acids. Gene Ontology annotation, molecular function: cysteine-type endopeptidase inhibitor activity.